Messenger RNA from Carica papaya (papaya), 1461 nucleotides. It is a transcript of the gene SDG35, whose product is annotated as SET domain protein 35. NCBI's taxonomy places the organism in Eukaryota, Viridiplantae, Streptophyta, Magnoliopsida, Brassicales, Caricaceae. Gene Ontology annotation, molecular function: protein binding. The record is from RefSeq and is a predicted model, not a curated record.
AUGGCUCUCCAUUGUUUCAAGACUGCGUUGCUUGAUCCUCAGGCUAAUGGAGACUUCGAGGACCUUAAUGGGUAUUUGGAGAAAUGCAAGAAGCUUGAGUUCCAAUCAAGAACUGGAGCGUUUGAUCUCUCUGAUUGGAUCCUAGGUGAUUUUCGUGGUGAUUCACCGGAACUUGCUGAGUACAUUGGUGCACUGCAAAUCGAGAGAUCUGAGAUCAGCGGACGUGGAUUAUUUGCAACGAAGAACAUCGAUGCUGGGACUUUGAUUUUGGUCACUAAGGCAAUUGCCACACAGAGGAGCAUCUUGCCGGCUAAAGAUUCAGGCGAAAAUGCUCAAAUGAUAAUGUGGAGAAGCUUAAUUGAUGAAGUUGUAGAUUCCACCACGAAAUGCCAAAAAACUCGGGAAUUAAUCAGUAUAUUAUCCACUGGUGAAGAUGAGGAUGCGCUUCCGGUUCCAGACAUUAGUCUGUUCAGGCCUGAGUCCGAGAUGAGAAGCAGCUCGUAUGAAAAACUGGAUACUAACAGGAUUUUAAGCAUUCUGGAUGUGAAUUCUUUGGUUGAAGAAGCAGUUUCAGCAAAGGUAAUGGGGAAGAACAGUGAGUAUUAUGGUGUUGGGUUGUGGGUGUUAACAUCCUUCAUCAACCAUUCAUGCCAUCCUAAUUCGAGGCGCUUGCACGUAAAUGACCAUGUAAUACUCCAUGCGUCAAGGGACAUCAAGGCAGGUGAGGAAAUCACGUUGGCUUAUUUUGAUGUGCUUUCGCAACUGGGCAAGCGCAAGGAAAUGUCCAAGAAAUGGGGCUUCGUUUGUAAAUGCAAGAGAUGCAAGGUGGAAGAAGGAGCUUACUGUGAGCAAGAAAUGAGAGAGAUUGAGGUAAGUCUAGAACGAGGAGUGGAUGUGGGUGGAGCAAUUUUCAGGUUAGAGGAAGGAAUGAGAAAGAGGGUGGUGAGAGGAAAAGAGAGAGGUUACUUGAGAGCAUCAUUUUGGGGUACAUACUCUGAGGUUUACAGUACUGAAAGACUGAUGAGGAGGUGGGGCAGGAGAAUUCCUGCAAUAGAAAGUGUGGUGGAUAGUGUUGUAGAUGCUGUGGGCAGUGAUGAGAGGAUACUGAAGAUUGUGAUGGAGGGUUUGAAGAAAAAUGGUGGUGUUGGCAGCGGCAGCAGCAGCAGCUUUUUGGACAUGGAGAGAGCAAUGAAAUUAGGAAGAGGAGUUUAUGGGAAGAUUGCCAAAAAGAAAGCAAUGAGGUAUCUUCUUGGGUUUGACUGACUUUCAUGAAGAAAGGUAUUAAACUGAUAGUUAUUCAAACUUCAACUUUGUGUUUGUGUGUGUGUGUUCUAUUUGGAAAAUGGUAAUUAACCGAGCAAUCAACAGGUUUAGAUAGAAUCUUGGCUCAAAUUCACUAGUUGCCGCCUUAUAAUUGUAGGAAAUCCAGGAAGUAACAAGAAAUAGAGUUACUUUACCGAA